CGUCUCUCCUCUCGUCGUCUCUGCUGCGCGUGGAAGAAAUAGCAAUUAUGCAAUUGUUGUAUGUAUGAUUGGUUUAGUCUUAGUGACCCUCACGAUCUCAUUCAUUCUUUUAGGCAAAUUCUCUCAUUCUCAUUCUCAUUCUCUCUCAUAUAACUCGGAUCACCACAUGACUCCAUCUCUUCUUUGCCGUUACCAUUAACCAAAAUCCCUAAAAAAACUUUCUUUUUCAUUUCCCCCUUCCUAGGUCCUAAAGACGAGACCUUUCUUUCUGUGUGUGUGUGUGUGUGCCAAAGCUCAAUUCUUUUUUGAGGCCUGGGGGGUGGCGAGCUGAUUGAUGUCUUUGGUAUCUGGAGCCAGGGACAUGGGCUUCGACGACAACAAGAACAAGGAAUCAGGAGGAGAUGAUGAAAACUCCUCCAGAACCGACGACGAGGCUGUUGGAUCUUUGGGUAGACAGAUGAGCGAAGCUUCUCUUUGUGCUACCGAGGAGGAGGAAGACGACGAUUCCAAAUUGCAAUUGGGUCCUCAGUACACUAUCAAAGAACAUCUCGAGAAGGAUAAGGAUGAUGAGAGUCUGAGGAAAUGGAAGGAACAGCUUCUUGGAAGUGUUGAUGUCACCAACAUUGGAGAGACUCUUGAUCCGGAAGUGAGGAUUCUUAGCCUCGCCAUCUUAUCUCCCGGGAGGCCUGAUAUUGUUCUGUUGGUUCCGGAGAAUGGAAAUCCUAAGGGCAUGUGGUUUACUUUGAAAGAAGGGAGCAAGUACAACUUGAAGUUCACAUUUCAAGUUAAUAACAACAUUGUCUCUGGUCUUAGGUACACCAAUACAGUUUGGAAGACCGGUGUUAAAGUGGACAGAACAAAGGAAAUGCUUGGAACCUUUAGUCCUCAGUUGGAGCCAUACGACCACGUGAUGCCAGAAGAGACUACUCCCUCUGGCAUGUUUGCUCGAGGAUCAUAUUCUGCAAGAACUAAGUUUCUCGAUGAUGAUAAUAAGUGCUACUUGGAGAUCAACUACAGCUUCGACAUUCGUAAAGAAUGGCCUGCGGUUUGAAAUUUGUGAACGCGAGUUGUCUCCUGAGAUGUGUUGUCAGUAGAAGAAAGUUGUGGUUGUUUCACUCCCUAUCUCCGUUUUUUUCGUUGAACAUAUAAUUGUGAAUCGUUUUUCUGAUCAUCGUAGAACAAGAACGACAUUUACUUCAUCUUUGAUCUUGAUUUUUUUUUUGUGUGUCCAGUGAUGUCUGUGUUUGUUCUCAACUUUGUUUCUCCUUCCACUUAACAUGUGUUUGAUGAUAUGAUUGUGUUA
Molecule: messenger RNA, 1303 nt
Organism: Capsella rubella
Lineage: Eukaryota; Viridiplantae; Streptophyta; Magnoliopsida; Brassicales; Brassicaceae
Product: rho GDP-dissociation inhibitor 1
Exons: 5
Coding region: 335-1051 (238 amino acids)
Biological process (GO): Rho protein signal transduction
Cellular component (GO): cytoplasm; membrane; cytosol
Molecular function (GO): Rho GDP-dissociation inhibitor activity; protein binding
Source: RefSeq, a predicted model, not a curated record